Molecule: messenger RNA, 3685 nt
Organism: Cynoglossus semilaevis (tongue sole)
Lineage: Eukaryota; Metazoa; Chordata; Actinopteri; Pleuronectiformes; Cynoglossidae
Gene: ptpra
Product: protein tyrosine phosphatase receptor type A
Exons: 22
Coding region: 640-3162 (840 amino acids)
Biological process (GO): protein dephosphorylation
Molecular function (GO): protein tyrosine phosphatase activity
Source: RefSeq, a predicted model, not a curated record
GUAAACCACUACUAAUAUUUUACCAGACCCUCAACAAAGACAUAUUCAACACAAUUUACGGUGCCUCCAAAUAAGUUGUUUAAUUGUGGUGGUUUAAUGCUCAACUUUGACAGCAGGUGUCACUAUAGGUCACAGAAAGUUAGCAGCGAAUCAUCUGGGCCUUGUCUGGGAAUUCUCUGCUGCUCUUCUCUUCCCAUUCUUCCUCUGCAGACAGACGCACAACAUGGCGGAUUAGAGGAGUUGGCUAACGCGCUCGGAUUCAGCGGAUAAACCGUGGGACUAACAUCCAGGAGAAGAAGACACGAGUCUUCGAUGAGGAACAAGGGGAUUUGAGGCGAAGAGAGGAUUUAUUUUAAACCCACCACAGGGCCUGGAUGUUGUUCACCGUACUGCCCUGGAAGCGCUGACCGUUUGUCCCGGAUCGUGUUCCCCUCCACUCCGCUCACAAUCUCGGUUCCUGGGGUGUGGAGUCUGGGGGCCGACGCUGAAACAUAUUCUUUGAAGCACUCAGGAGAGAAAAGGGGGGAUUCCAGAGCGAACCUUUGCUUUAGUUGCUCCUCUUUUCUCCACUACAUGGUCCGGUCUCCCUUUUUCAGGAGAUCCAGGAGUUGAGGACUACGCUGUUCGAAUGAGUGACUGAUGCCAACUUCGUUUUUUCAGGGCAGAAUGGGGGUGUGUCCCCUGCUCAUGCUGCUAGCUCUUGCCCUCAAGGCCUCAGCCCAGGAUCAUGCUCCUGUCACAAGUCCUCCAAACAUCACCACACCCACAGACCCAGCUGUUGCACCCUCCCUGAACCUGACAAUAGCACCAGCAGUGGUGCCCCCAGACCCCCCCACAGCUGGCCCCUCUGUGGUCAUCCCUGUGCCAGUGACAACCACCGCUGCCACGACACCUACCAGCCCAGGUGAUAUGGGAGGUGCGGAGCCUGUGAACCCGGAUCCUGCCAUACGGGUCUUACCUAUCCCUGCUCCCCCGAGCCCAGAAGGCACUGAGGCACCACCGAGCACCGGACCAGAGGUGGAGGGAGGGGGAAACAGCAGCAGCAGCAGCACAACAACAUCCACACCAGAUAAAGUGACCACAGAGGCCUAUUCAUAUGAGGAUAUCCUCACAAUUGAGACGGAGAGCACCACAGAGCCGGGAGUGGUUUUCCCCUCAGACACCACUACUAGGGACAUGGGCAAAGACCCGGCAGAUGACAUGCCAAUCAUAACUGUGAUGGUGGGGCUGUCCUCCCUGCUGGUCAUCAUCUUCAUCAUCAUCAUCCUCUACAUGCUCAGGUUCAAGAAGUACAAGCAGGCAGGAAGUCACUCGAACUCCUUCAGACUGUCCAACGGGAGAUCGGAUGAUACAGAACUCCAGAGUGUGCCGCUCCUGGCCCGGUCGCCCAGCACAAACAGAAAGUACCCACCUCUGGCUGUUGACAAGCUGGAGGAAGAAAUGAACCGUCGCAUGGCGGAUGACAACAAACUCUUCAGAGAAGAGUUCAAUGCACUGCCAGUCUGCCCCAUACAGGCGUCAUGUGACGCUGCGUCCAAGGAUGAGAAUAAAGAAAAGAACAGAUAUGUUAACAUCCUGCCAUAUGAUCACUCAAGGGUUCACCUCUCACCACUAGAGGGAGUCCCCGACUCUGACUUCAUCAACGCCUCCUUUAUAAAUGGUUACCAGGAGAAGAACAAGUUUAUUGCAGCUCAAGGGCCCAAGGAGGAGACAGUAAAUGACUACUGGAGGAUGAUCUGGGAGCAGAACACAGCCACGAUAGUGAUGGUGACCAACCUGAAGGAGAGGAAAGAGUGUAAGUGUGCUCAGUACUGGCCGGACCAGGGCUGUUGGACAUAUGGGAACAUCCGCGUAUCUGUGGAAGAUAGCAUGGUUUUAGUGGACUACACCAUACGAAAGUUCUGCAUCCAGCAGGUUGGAGACGUGUCUGGUAAAAAGCCUCAGAGACUGGUCACCCAGUUUCAUUUUACCAGUUGGCCAGACUUUGGGGUGCCCUUCACUCCCAUUGGAAUGCUCAAGUUUCUCAAAAAGGUCAAAACCUUUAACCCCCAGUACGCUGGGCCUAUUGUAGUCCAUUGCAGUGCGGGGGUGGGCAGAACAGGUACUUUCAUUGUGAUUGAUGCCAUGGUGGACAUGAUGCUCGCAGAGAGGAAGGUAGACGUGUUUGGUUUCGUCACUCGGAUCAGAGCACAGCGCUGUCAGAUGGUCCAGACUGAUAUGCAGUACGUCUUCAUAUUCCAGGCGUUGUUGGAGCACUACCUGUAUGGAGACACAGAGCUGGAGGUGACCUCUCUGGAGUCUCACCUGGCCAAACUUUACACUCCUUUACCUGGAGCUGGCUGCAGCGGUCUGGAUGCAGAAUUUAAGAAACUAACAUCCAUCAAGAUCCAAAAUGACAAGAUGAGAACAGGAAACCUUCCAGCCAACAUGAAGAAGAACAGGGUUCUUCAGAUCAUUCCAUAUGAGUUCAACAGGGUGAUCAUUCCAGUCAAACGAGGAGAGGAAAACACAGACUACGUCAACGCCUCCUUUAUCGAUGGCUACCGUCAGAAGGACUCGUACAUGGCGAGCCAGGGUCCCUUACAGCACACCAUCGAAGACUUCUGGAGAAUGAUCUGGGAGUGGAGGAGCUGCUCCAUUGUUAUGCUCACUGAACUGGAGGAGAGAGGACAGGAGAAAUGUGCUCAGUACUGGCCCGGGGAUGGAGUGGUGGUCUACGGCGACAUCUCCAUUGAGCUGAAAAGGGAGGAGGAAAGUGAAAGCUACACAGUGCGUGAUCUCCUGGUCACUAACAACAGGGAGAACAAGGCUCGAGCUGUCCGUCAGUUUCAUUUCCAUGGUUGGCCAGAGGUGGGGAUCCCCACUGAUGGAAAGGGCAUGAUCAAUAUAAUUGCUGCGGUGCAGAAACAACAGCAACAGUCGGGCAAUCACCCCAUCACUGUACACUGCAGCGCUGGUGCUGGACGAACAGGAACCUUCUGUGCACUGAGUACAGUCCUGGAAAGGGUGAAGGCAGAAGGCAUUCUGGACGUCUUCCAGACGGUCAAGAGCCUUAGACUGCAGAGACCCCACAUGGUGCAGACACUAGAACAGUACGAGUUCUGCUACAAAGUCGUCCAGGAGUACAUCGAUGCCUUUUCUGACUAUGCCAACUUCAAGUAGGGGCCUGGAGUGGAUGGAUGAAUGGAUUAUGAGUGAACAAAUAAACAUCCAGCAUACACUCAUUCACAAACCGACUCACUCACACAUUACCAUGAAAACAAAAACUGCAUAUUUUUCCAUCAGAUGGAUUUAGACUUAAGGACCUGGAGAGUGGAUGGCAUGAACUGAAACAAGGAAAAGGGAACAGGUCCCCCGGUCCAGCAGAAAGAGCAGGGCAGCGCAAUGGGACACAGAAAAUAACUAAGAUGCCUUUUUGAAAAUUUUGUAAUAUUUGUUCUUGUCUAUACAGCCCCUAUAUUUCCACCACUCGUCUUUAUAUGUAUAUAGACCUUACUGUGUUGCAUCCUAAUACGUUGUUUUUGGGUUUUUUUUUUCUGAGACGGUUUUGAGUUUUGCUGCAUUUUUGGGUGGGACCUGUAAUAUCUACACACACAAACACACACUGCCUGAGCCAUGCUGAAGAAUAACUCAGACCAAGGAGUAUCAAAGUCUACACACACACACACACACACACACACACAUC